AUGAAUGAAAACGAAAAUGAACCUAAGAGAAAAAAAACCAAAACAUUGUAUUCAUACUUUAGUUCAAAUGUAACUACUUCUGCAAAUAUUUGCAUCAAUGAACAGGUCAGUACGAAUUUAGGGGCAACUAAUGAUAGACAUAGAGGCAGUAUUUCUGUUAACUCAGCGAGCAGAACAAAUAUAGAUGAACAUGUUACAGAACCAGAAUUGGUAUGA
Molecule: messenger RNA, 216 nt
Organism: Macrosiphum euphorbiae (potato aphid)
Lineage: Eukaryota; Metazoa; Arthropoda; Insecta; Hemiptera; Aphididae
Source: the annotation of a GenBank genome assembly